CUUGUGGAAAACACCUGGUAACUCAGAACAAUGGAACAAGGAUUGUAGGCGGAAGUGAUGCCAGAAGAGAGGCUUGGCCUUGGAUAGUGUCACUCAGUUUUAAUACCAGACCUGUUUGUGGAGCUUCCCUCGUCAGUGAUGAAUGGCUGGUGACAGCAGCACACUGUGUAUAUGGGAGGCAAUUAAAACCAUCUCAAUGGAAAGCAGUUCUUGGCUUGUAUGACCAAUCGGAUAUGACACAACCUUCAACAGUAGUUCAAAACAUCGAUCAAAUAGUUAUAAAUCCUCAUUACAUGAAGCGUACAAAAGAUAGUGAUAUUGCUCUCAUGCACCUUCAAUACAAAGUGCAAUAUACAGAUUACAUACAACCUAUCUGCUUACCAGAAAAAAAUCAGCGGUUUUUACCAGGAAUUAACUGCUCCAUUGCUGGCUGGGGUAGCAUUAUGAACGAAGGUCCCACUUCAGAUAUAUUGCAAGAAGCAGAGGUCCCUCUCAUUUCAAAUGAAAAAUGCCAACAACAGAUGCCAGAAUAUAGUAUUACAGAGAACAUGAUCUGUGCGGGAUAUGACAUAGGAGGAGUAGAUUCCUGUCAGGGAGAUUCAGGUGGCCCUCUGACAUUUGAAGACAGCAACAAGUGGGUUUUGGUUGGUGUAACAUCAUUUGGCUAUGAGUGUGCACUUCCCAAACGACCAGGAGUGUACGUUCGAGUCACCAUGUUUGUGGACUGGAUCAAAAAAAUCAUCUAUUAG
Messenger RNA from Pelecanus crispus (Dalmatian pelican), 749 nucleotides. NCBI's taxonomy places the organism in Eukaryota, Metazoa, Chordata, Aves, Pelecaniformes, Pelecanidae. The record is from RefSeq and is a predicted model, not a curated record.